Arctia plantaginis is the source of this 1656-nucleotide messenger RNA. The record is from the annotation of a GenBank genome assembly. Lineage: Eukaryota; Metazoa; Arthropoda; Insecta; Lepidoptera; Erebidae.
AUGGCGACUUUGGAAGAUGAAAUAAAAGACUUGAAAGAGAAAAAUAAUGAGUUGGCGCAAAAAGUGCAGUAUUGGAAAAUGACCGCAGCGGAAAGGGAGAAUGAGAAAUUAAAUCUAAUGAAGGAACUGAACGAGUUAAGAUUAAAAUUGAGCAGGCUCAGAAAUACAGGUGGAUAUAAAGCAAAAAAGCUGGAUACGUCCAUUCAGCAAGCAGGUGAAAAAGCCAUCUCUUACCUGGUGGAAGCAUCCUCUGAAAUUGCAAGAAGCAUAGAGAUAGCUAAAGCGUAUAUGAGAGACAGGCAGGAACUGGAAGCACAAUCUCCCAGAUGGAGUACAUUAGGAGGUACACCGACUGCGGAACGGACCGAUAAGGUUCAUAGGGUGCCCCCAAUGAUGAUGGGUGGGCAGUCCAUACAGCCCGUGGUAGCUCUUAGCAGGACUAUGUUAAAUACCAGUAGUACUAGCACAACAACAAGGAGUCCAAAUCAAAUUCAAAAUCGUAGCUUGACUGAAAGAGCCGUACCCAUGCAUAUGUUGCAAGAUGUCUACAUUCCACUGACUAGGAUAGACAUAUCAGAUAUACAUAACAAUAAUAUGGAGACGGAUACGGAAGUGGAGGCCAACAAUGCUGAUGACAGUGCUGAAGAAUUGGGACUGGACGAUGGCGAGGAGGCGAUGGACGAUUCAGCUCGUAUGUCGGAAGACGAUAAUGAAUUUUCAGGUCGCAAACUUCAUGCUCUAAGUGAAGAGGAGGAGAGUGAAACGGAGGAUGGGAAUACACCUAGGGUCACCGUGCGCAUAGAUAAUCCACUGGAGGGGCCCAGCUGGUUGUUAGAUUCGCCACAAGAAAGGUCGAGCAAUCAAAGUGGUCGCGCGACCUUAGAGCCGGAUUCGACGACGGAGCCAGAUAGAACACCCGCCACAUCCACAUCGCAGAAGAGCGAAGAUAAUGUACAGAAGGAGAAUAACAAAGGCGUGUCCGUGCGUGUGUCGUGUGAGUUCUCACCCACCGUGCGGAGGAGGAAGCGGACCUCCUCGCCUCCAACUCUCUCUACUCCACACCAUUACUCGCCCAGACCAGCGUCUUUGAGGAAGAACAGUACAAGCGGGCGGGUGCUGAAGGUGAUGGUGGCGAAGAUGCGGCUGGACUCUGACGGGGAAGGCUCCCCCCCGAAGAGAGCGCGGUCCCCGCCCGACCCGCUGCUGGCCUUCGACGCGCCCAGCCCCAACGGCGCCACUGACUCGGCAGUUAUCGUCUCUGUAACCCGAAGCCGUCUACUUGACAAAGAAAUAAAACCAGAGCCUGAUGCAACCCUUAGUCGACAAGACAGCCACGAAGCUCUGCGCUGCAGGAUCAACAGCCAAGACAGUCUCGACAGCCACGAGAGUCGAAUCAGUCAAGAUACUUAUGAACCACGGAACAGAACAAAAGAACCAGAGAACCAAAGGAGGACUAAUAACCAAAACGGCAAUGUUAGAGGGAGAUUGUUGAGUGAGGACAGCGUGCAGCGCAGUAGAGGUGGGAGCCAUGACAGUCGGGACAGCGACAGUGGAAGCGGGGGUGGGGGGGAUUCUAUUUGUGAAGGCAGAACCAGGAGGCCGAGGAAAAAUGUCACUUACAAGGAGAAGCCUUUGAAUAGGAAAUUAAGAAGAUGA